CUGGAUGCUCGCUCGCCGAUGGCACUCCGUGUUGCCAUCGACGUGGGCUUCGACGACCUGAUGUCCGACGGCGAGCGCAAGUCGCUGGCGAGCCAGUGCGGUCUCUGCCACAGUAUCGCAUCCCAGGCUGAGCACCGGCCACACGUCGCACUCGCGGUCUGCUGCGGCACGGGGGGCGGGGAGCGUUCGCUCUCGCUGCUGCGCGCCGCGGGGCUCGAGCAGUGGCAGCCGCUCUCCUGGCAGGGCGGUUCCUCCGCGUCCUUGCUCUCGAUGCCGGGCACGAGUGUUGACGAUCUCGUCUACCUGAGCCCCGACGCGCCCGACGUGCUGUCCGAGCUCACGCCCUCCGCAGUCUACGUCAUCGGAGGCCUCGUCGACCGGCACAAGGUUCGCGGGGCGUCACGUGAGCGCGCCGCCGCUCUCGGAAUCCGUUGCGCUCGCUUACCCUUG
Messenger RNA from Emiliania huxleyi CCMP1516, 450 nucleotides. RefSeq lists its product as hypothetical. Lineage: Eukaryota; Haptophyta; Isochrysidales; Noelaerhabdaceae. The annotation marks the transcript as partial. Gene Ontology annotation, biological process: tRNA N1-guanine methylation. Gene Ontology annotation, cellular component: nucleus. Gene Ontology annotation, molecular function: tRNA binding. The transcript has a single exon. The record is from RefSeq and is a predicted model, not a curated record.